AUGGCAUCUUUCAGGAGAUCAUUGUCAGUGGUGCCUCAACAUGGAAGUUCAGCAGAUGAGGAAGAAUAUGCAGUGGCAUCUUCAUUACCUAAAUCACCAUCGGUGAACUCAGAUCACCUGCCAACAGGUGGUUUAUUUCUACGUUCUUUCAGUUCAUUAGACUAUGCACUGUACAAACUUCAAACACUACUCAUUCUUGGCUUAUUCCCUAAAAGAUCUUCUCGACCCUUAGAAAGGUUCAAAUCAAAGGGGAACAGUUGGAGAAGGGCUCUUCUCCAUUUCUUGGUAUGUUUCCUUAUUGGCAUACUUAUUGAGAUUACACCAUUUGCUUCACCAACUUUUUCCACGAAUCUUUUGGCCAAACAUCAGCCUUUCUCCUUGGAGAUGCUUCAACAAGUCAAUACGGUUCGGUUUUAUCAACAUGAUGAUCCAAAAAAUUUUACAUCUGCAGUCGAAGGAGUCGACAUAAAUGAUGACGAUAAACCCAAAUCAGAAGACGCUACCGAUGAACGAGAAGAUGGAAUUCCUGUUGGUGAUCAGCUAACUGAUAAAACACUUUAUGAAGAUAUAAACACAUUCAAUAAGCUUUUGAUUAUUGUGACCCCAAUAUAUUCUAGGCCAUUUCAAGCUUAUUAUUUAAAUCGUUUGGCCCAAACAUUGGGAAUGGUUCCGCCUCCUUUGUUGUGGAUAGUUGUGGAGAUGACAUCUCAAUCUGCUGAAACGGCUGAAAUUUUAAGGAAUUCUGGGGUUAUGCAUAGGCAUCUAAUAUGCAAAGAGACUUUAACUGGCACAAAUGAUAGAGGCAUGCUCCUCAGAAAUGUAGGUCUUUCUCACAUUGAGACACACCAGCUUGAUGGUAUCAUUUAUUUUGCUGAUGAUGACAACAUGUACACCACUGAUCUCUUUGACCAAAUGAGACAUAUCAGGCGGUUUGGUACGUGGAUAGUAGCUGAACUAGUGGGAAAAAAUACGCAUGCUGUUAUGGAGGGUCCAAUUUGUAAUGGCUCUCAGGUUAUGGGAUGGCAUUUGAAUGAAAGGUCAAAUAAGUUUCAAAAAUUCCGCUCAGGAUUAUCAGGGUUUGCCUUCAAUAGUACCUUACUUUGGGAUCCAAAGAGAUGGCAUCGCCGCCCACUUCAACCAAUCAGGCUGCUUGAUUCAGUCAAAGAAGCACCAUCCCCGGUUAGCAGGUUCAUCGAACAAAUUGCGGAGGGCGAGAACGAAAUGGAAUGUUUACCACUAGCUUGCUCGAGGGCAAUGGUUUGGCGCCUUGAUGGGGAAUUUUUGUAUUCUUUUCCUCAUGAAAAUUCUACAAGAAGUAGCUUAAUUCUGCAUUGGCUGAACGGGGUAUUAGAUUUUGCCAUCAUAAAGAACUUGAUUCAUUAA
This is a messenger RNA of Coffea eugenioides, 1383 nucleotides long. RefSeq names its product probable beta-1,4-xylosyltransferase IRX9H. The record is from RefSeq and is a predicted model, not a curated record. The transcript is spliced from 3 exons. Lineage: Eukaryota; Viridiplantae; Streptophyta; Magnoliopsida; Gentianales; Rubiaceae. Gene Ontology annotation, molecular function: xylosyltransferase activity; galactosylgalactosylxylosylprotein 3-beta-glucuronosyltransferase activity. Gene Ontology annotation, cellular component: Golgi membrane. The coding region runs from base 1 to 1383 and encodes 460 amino acids. Gene Ontology annotation, biological process: plant-type secondary cell wall biogenesis; glucuronoxylan biosynthetic process.